Messenger RNA from Microthlaspi erraticum, 765 nucleotides. NCBI's taxonomy places the organism in Eukaryota, Viridiplantae, Streptophyta, Magnoliopsida, Brassicales, Brassicaceae. The record is from the annotation of a GenBank genome assembly.
AUGGGCGGAACCGUGGAAGGCAAACGAUCCAAAGACGUUGAUGUGCUUGAUUGUCGGAGUCACACGUGGCGUCGCGCAGCUGGCCUGACAGUGGCAAGGAAAAGCGCCAAGUCUAGCUUUCUAGACGGGAAGAUAUAUGUAACCGGAGGAGGAGAGGAGGAGUCGGAGAGCUGGGGUGAGGUGUUGGACAUAAAGAGUCAGACUUGGAAGCCAUUGGCUAGCCCUAGCGAGAAGGGAGAGGUGGACUCGGAUCACCAAGUCGUAGUUUUGGGAGGAAGGCUAUGCGUAAUCACAAAACAGAAGAAGAAGUAUGCAUAUGAUCCGAAAGAAGAGAGAUGGGUGGAAGAUGUGGUGGGGUUUGUGGGUCUAGUAGAACCUGUAAUAACUGGACCUUGUUGCGUCAUAGACAAUGUCUUGUUUGCGGAACAUGGCCGUAGGAUCAAGUGGUAUGACUCAAGGUGUGGAGAUUGGUUAAUGGUUGAAGAUUUGUCACGUCUGUAUGGGCAGCGUUUACGUAAGACCGUAACGGUUCAAUUAGUUAACCAUGCGGGGAAACUGGUAAUUAUAUGGCACCAGCGGACACUGUUUAUGGAUCGGAGGAGGAUUCAACCAGACAGGAAUAUAUGGUGUGCGGUGAUCAGGUUGGAGAAGCGUGUGGAUCCACUCGGAACCAACAUUCGGGGGCACGUUGAACAGUGCAAUGCUGUUGUGUAUGAUACCUACAAGUCGUUUAACCUCCUGACCUGCCAAUCGCUUUCCAUGUGA